GUCGAUUCUUCCGCACUUCCCACGCACUCCGCCGAUAUAUUUGUCGUCCAAUCUGUGGCUCCCUAAGUGGCCUCACCGUCAAUUCGGCGGCACCUUUCCUGAUCGACGCGCCAAAGCAUGUGUGGGACACAUCAUCUCUCCCUUAAUUUAAUGGGUCGAUUCGCGCCAAAGCAAGUUCGCCAUGAUUUGCCCCGGCGGUGCGUUGGAUCACAGCAGCGCGUGAAGUCAGAGGAUCCUUGUCCGUGUUCAUUCCGCGUGAAGUCAGGGGAUCCUCAUCCGCGGUGGCGCCUUGACUUGGUGACCGCACAGGGGUCGUCGCGCUCAUCUGCGCUGCUGGCGGCUUCUUAUGGAGAAGGGCACGCCUCCCUAAUCGGCCGGUCUUCCAUCUGCAGGUCCGCUCUUGUGCUGCGUGCCUGCCGCCUGCAGUUCGGCUUGCGGCCACCGCUCUGGUCGUCGUCGAUCGUCUCCCUUUCUGGCCUUGGCUCGGCGGGUGCUGUCUUCCGUGGCGCUGCCGUGCAGCUAUAUAUCCCUACCUCUGCCUGGUUUGUCUUACCGUUGCAACUUGCAACUCAGCAGGCCUCGGCCAGGGUUGUUAAUUCGAGAAUGGAGGUCCUGACGGGGGCGAUGACCACCCUCCUUCCCAAGCUGGGGGACCUGCUCACGGAGGAGUACAAGUUGCAGAAGAGCGUCAGGGGCGAGAUCAUGUUCCUCGAGGCCGAGCUGAAGAGCAUGGAGGCUGCCCUCCUAAAGGUCUCCGAGGUGCCCAUCGACGAGCCACCCGACAUCCAAGUCAAGCUCUGGGCUAAGGAGGUCAGGGAGCUGUCCUACGACAUCGAGGACAGAGUUGAUACUUUCAUGGUGCGCAUCGACGGCCAUGCACCAAGGAAGCUGCAUGGCCUGAAGGGCUUCAUUGAUAGAAGCGUCAACCUCUUGACGAAGGCCAAUAUCUACCACAACAUCGACACCGAUAUCAAAGACCUCAAGUGCCGCAUCAAAGAAGUCAAUGAGCGCCGAGAUAGGUACAAGGUUGAUAAUGUUGCUGCAAAGCCUACUGGUCCAAGUGUUGAUAGCCUACGCCUAUCAGCUCUAUAUAGAAAGGCAGCAGAGCUCAUUGGCACUGAAGAGAAGAGCAAUUACCUAGUGAAGAGGCUGAUGGACGGGUACAACGCGUCGAAACAACAAGGACUGAAGACAGUCUCUAUUGUUGGUUUUGGAGGAUUAGGCAAGACCACUCUUGCUAAAUUAGUAUAUGAUAAGCUUAAAGUGCACUUCGACUGUUGGGCUUUUGUUUCUGUGUCUCUUAAUCCCAACAUGAUUAAUCUUUUCAAGAAUAUGCUCCACCAACUGGGCAACUACAAGAAUGUAGCAACGUGGGACGAAGCACAACUUAUCGAUGAACUAAGAGAAUUCCUUCGAAAUAAGAGGUAUUUCAUAGUUAUCGAUGAUAUAUGGAGUAAAUCUGCAUGGAACACAAUCCAAUAUGCUUUGAUCGAGAAUGAAUGUGGAAGUAGAAUAAUCACAACAACUCGCAUUCUUGAUGUUGCAAAAAGUGCCGGUGGUGUCUACGAAUUGCAGCGUCUUACUCCUGCCGACUCAAGAAAAUUAUUCAAUAUAAGAAUAUUUGGCACAGAAGAAAAAUGUCUCCCUAAUAACUUAGCUGAAGUAUAUAAGAAUAUUUUAAAGAAAUGUGGUGGUGUACCUUUAGCUAUCAUCACAAUAGCUAGUAUGUUGGCCAGUAAAAAGGGAAAUGAAAAUACACUUAAGUACUGGUCCAAGGUGUACCAAACUAUGGGUUCUGGGCUAGAAGACAGUCCUGAUAUCAGCGACAUGAGAAGGAUACUAUUUAUCAGUUACUAUGAUCUGCCUCCACAUCUAAAGACUUGUUUGUUGUAUCUAAGUUUGUUUUCAGAGGAUUCCGAAAUCAGUACAGAAUAUUUGAUAUGGCAAUGGGUGGGUGAAGGUUUUGUCCUCAAAGAACAGGGGAAGGCCAUGUAUGAAGUAGGUGAGGAUUAUGUUGAUCAGCUAAUUAACAGGAGCAUGAUUGAAGCAGCAGAUAUUGACCAUGAUAGUAAUAAGGUAACAUAUUGUCGAAUACAUGAUAUGGUGCUUGAUCUAGUUACUUGCUUGUCAAAUGAGGAUGGUUUUCAGACAGCAUUAGAUGGCCAGCGGCCUAUGUAUCUAUCAAAUAGGAUACGUCGACUAUCCCUCCAAACCACCAAUGAAGAGGAUGUCAAGCAGCUAGCAACCAUGAGCUUGUCCCAUAUGAGGUCACUUACUGUGUUCAAGGGAGCUUUCAAUUUGCUGCCUGCCCUUUCAACCUUUCCAGUGCUACGAGUAUUGGAUUUAAGUGGUUGUAGGCAAGUGGAUAAUCAUCAUUUUAAGGAUAUUUGCAAUCUGUUUCACCUAAGGUUCUUGGGACUAUGGUUUACAAGUAUCACUGAGAUCCCGGAAGAGAUUGGGAAUCUAAAGUUUUUGGAGGUACUGGACAUAAGUUGUACCGAAGUAGAAGAGCUCCCCUCAACCUUUGUGCAAUUACAAAAAUUGGUGUGCCUGCGUUUUGAUUAUCUUAAGAGAGUACCGAAUGGGUUAUUUGGAGAUUUGAAAUCACUGGAACAAUUGGAGGGUAGGAUCGAUGUGGAGUCUCCAACCAUGCUGUGUGACUUGGGGAGCCUGACCAAGCUGAGGCGUGUGGCUCUCAGCUUCAAUGAAUGGAAUGAGAUCUACAAGAAGCCUUUUUUGCAAUGUCUAUCCAAUCUGGUCUCUCUCGAGUACCUAAAAAUACAUGGCUACAAUGGCGACUUUGGUUCCAAAUGUGAUAUAUUAUCGCCUAGACUUCAACAGCUUCGGGACAUACGGAUAAUGGGGUGCACCAUCCCUGCCGUGCCAAGAUGGAUGUCCUCACUCUCCGCACUGUCCAUCCUAUGUAUGACACUAUUAAGACUUGGAGAAGAGGACCUCCAUGUCCUUGGAAGUAUACCAUCUCUUUCUCAUCUUGAAAUAAUGGUGAAAGAACCGACACAAGACAGAGACAAAAGGUUAGUCAUCAGCAAUGUUUAUCCAUUUUUGUGUCUAACAAAGUUCAAAAUCUACAACACCACAGAAGUGGUGUUUCUGCAAAGAGCCAUGCAAAAGCUCCAAACCCUUGUGUUAAGCUUUGGGGUGCCGAAGACAAAGGAUCAAUUUGACAACUUCGACUUUGGCUUGGAGAACCUCUCUUCACUCAUGCACAUCACUGUUGACAUGAAUUGUGAAGAUAACAUCAAGGCUGCAAUAAAGAAAGCAGUCGACAUGAAUCCCAACAAGCCCACACUCAAGUUCCAGACGUUGUAAUGAUGCAUGGAGUAGCUAACCGGCCAAUAUAUCUAUCUCAUGCAACAAUAUUGGACGACGGUGUUUCUCAAUCGAUCUCUGUGCAUGGUUAACUGCGCAAGAAAACUGAUCUUGGACACGAUCAGGCUGGGCUUUUGGAGUUUCGGACGGAUUUUAUCCCUUUUUGAAACAAUCUCCAGGAUAUACCUGGCUCAUUUGGGAAUGCAGAUGGAACUAGCUCAGUUUCAUAUUUAUUCGAUGGGACUUUCCGACAAAUGCAGAAGCAAAAGGUCCUACCUCUUUUCCUUCGGACAAUCAGCACGCACUCUGAAAUUUGGUGCUAGCCAGCUUUACUAAGUUUCAGUUCACUCCAGAAACGUACUGCUGAUCGAGUAAGCUUCUGGCAUAUAAAUUUAGGUGUGUUUGCAAAGGCAGUUCAGAGUUCAGACUCGAAUUUAUCAUAAUUACUUGGUGGAUGACUGACUGUAUAUGAAUAGACUAGUGGAAAUCACAGCUAGGUGGUUUCAAGUCGUACCUGUUCAGAAUACAGUCAAACUACAAGACUGCUCAUCUUCUUCACUUUUGCAUCAACUGAAUCAAUGUUCACUUGGACCCUAUAUACAAGAUUGCUGAGAAUGGCGAGCAGGUGCGCCAUUCAUUCCACCAUGUGUGGGGUACGUGAUCUGCUUGCAUGCGGACUCCGGACUGAGUUGAACAUGCCGUGCGUACGGAUGAACGGCACGUUGGUAGCUGCGAGAUUAGGAGCUGAAAAGUAUCUUGUGUGCUGAAAUGUUCAAUCACUACCCAAAAAAAAACUAUUUUUCGAAACAU
Messenger RNA from Phragmites australis (common reed), 4140 nucleotides. Its product is annotated as disease resistance protein PIK6-NP-like. Lineage: Eukaryota; Viridiplantae; Streptophyta; Magnoliopsida; Poales; Poaceae. Gene Ontology annotation, molecular function: ADP binding. The transcript has 5 exons. The record is from RefSeq and is a predicted model, not a curated record. The coding region runs from base 118 to 3330 and encodes 1070 amino acids. Gene Ontology annotation, biological process: defense response to other organism.